GACCAGAUCACGCAAACCUCACGUGCGCUCUCGGAUAGCCUCUACUCCAACUGGCAUGAGUUGAGACACAUCAUCAGCAACCACGACGGAACGAUUCAGAAACGAUGGCGCAACAAAACACGAGAUCAGAAAACGUCUGUCUUGUUGGAAGCUUGGGGGCACGCCAUGAGCGAGUGCCAUCGACCUGACUUGACUCUCUUCAUCAACACUGCCACAGAUGAACCACCACACUCACUCGAUGCUUACAAAUGGCCGUAUAUCAACCUGGAAGACCUUUUGAGACCGAGAGUGUUGCCGACUUUCCUUAGCUCGCGCGGCAACUAUCAUCCCUAUGUUUUCUGUCAUACCGACCUCAGUGCUUGUGCACUCGGUAUCGCAACAGGCAACAUUGGAAAGAGUGAAGUGAAGGGGUACGCCAUGCUGUUCCGCGAUAGCGAAACUCCGCAGUGCUACGCUAAAGUUUUCCUCGAGAGCGAGAAAAAUGACUCGGCUAGCAACGACACGAGCGGUUGCUGGUUCAACACCGGUCAAGGUCUGCUCAUCUUGGAAGUACAGCAACACAUUUGGCAAUUCUUGCUAGUGUGUGUAAAAGCUAUCCUUCACGACCUUGUUGAUUCUGCUCAGGAAUCAAACGCCGAUACCGAAGCCCAGUCCUCAGCCUUGCCCACCAACGAACCUGCUUUUUACACAUUGGCGACUUCUACCAUCGACGCUCCAUAUCGGCCACCAGCACAAAUGGACCUGUCCCGGCUCAAGUCUCUCGUUUAUGCUAAGCGCUCUGCAAUCGCUGAUCACAUCUGGCUAUUGAGAGAAGACCCGAGUUAUUUUGCAGAUUGUGUCAACGAGUGGAAAGAGCAUCAGCCAGAGAUGCUUCUGGAUGCACAAGGCAAGAAGCACCCGAUACACAAGGCCGGUCUGACCAAGGCGUUUUGGAACCGUGUCCUGAGGAAGAUGAUUACCGACUCGUACCUUUCACUGUCUCUUUGGGAGGCUACCUGCCAAGAAGUGCGCAAGUUCGAUGAGCUAUCGCGAAAGCACCCGAACCCAUCACCAUCUCAGCCUCUACCCGAGGAGCUCGCAUCUGCCGUGAAGAAGAUACGUCAUCUGUUGGAGCUCUCGUCAGCAAGUUCAACAGCCUUGCUCAAGUCUCAUGUUCCUCCGUCGCCUCCAAUGCUCAAUUACUGGCAUCGAGAAGGCACGUCUACAGCAGAUCACCACUCUACCAAGUUUCGCAUGAUGCAGAAUCCACGCACCGACCAGGAUCCUGCGCUGGAUCGUCUCUUCUGGUUAUAUACCACUCUAUGGGAUGACAAGCAGUGCUCCUUGGUAGGCCUGCGAACUCUUGUAGACGAGCUUGACCGCUUGACAUACGCCGACACCAAAGCAAAGGAUCUUCAAUCCGGGUUGGUCGUUGAUAACAUCAGUGAUCUCGGUGUGAUAUCCGAAUGCUUGCAUCAAUUGUCUCUGUACUGCCCGUGGUCCAAGACCAUAGAGCAAGAGAUGGCGCGCAACAGACAGCAAAUCGUGGAGGAAUUUUACACACAAUCUGCCGAGUGGGACAAUUUCAGAAAGUUGUCAUGGCAGGGUGUCGAUCUAGCGGAUUUGGGAUCACCGGGAGACGGGCGGUUUUCGUACCCCAUCAGCAACCGCCGAACAAAGACCAAUGCUUCUGCAUUGUACAAAGCCGAGUUUCACCUUGAUCAAUUCUGGUCUGAAGUCGACAAGCAUUUUGCCUCACAGUCCUCCACUCUUCCGGACAAGAUGAUGAGAUUGCUACUUUCCGGAAACCGAUCUUUGCAACGAACGUCCGAGUGGGAGGAGCCUACAGAUGACAAACCAAAGGGCAAGAUCAAUGCCUCUGACACACCAUUAUCAUCAACCUAUCUCCAGCUUCGUGGCUCUCACAAGAGACAAAGUUCCGUCCAAGAAGCAACGUCAACCACGAGAGAGUCAAAGGAUUCGAAUGACCCCACGGUAACCGGACUCCAUGAUGCAAGAACAGAUUCUACAGCUACUACCACUUUAGAAAAGUCUACUUUCACCGUCGAUAAAUGCGCGAAGAAGACCUUCUGUGUUCUUUUCUACACACCAUCUCUGCACGACACGCCAGGCGACACUACUUGGACCGACUUUGUGCACGCCAUGCUAUCGGCUGGCUUCGUGGUUGAGAAGCUAUAUGCUUCAAUAUGGCACUUCACUCCUCCCAGGUCUGUUCCUGGUGAAAGCGUUCAGUUCCAUGCGCCGCAUGCUGGAGAUAAGAUUCGCUAUCAUGUCGCACGGUUGUUUGGACGGCGGUUGCACAGGGCGUAUGGAUGGAGCGAGAACAUGUUU
Molecule: messenger RNA, 2331 nt
Organism: Aureobasidium namibiae CBS 147.97
Lineage: Eukaryota; Fungi; Ascomycota; Dothideomycetes; Dothideales; Saccotheciaceae
Exons: 2
Source: RefSeq, a predicted model, not a curated record